CAUAUAAGACCACCAUUUUUUUUUCUAAUCAUCUUCAAAAUUUUAAUAAUUAGCUCUACUCUCUAUCUCUCUGAUUAAAAUAACAGAGGCAUGGAGGUCUAAGGUGAGACAAAGCCAUGUCUUCUUCAACUUCCUAAGUCUCAUCUCAUCUCUCUCUCUCUCUCUACACUUUUGUACCCAAACUUGUUUCAAUCGAAUCAAUUUACCUUCUUUCUGGGUAUAUAUUCCUUUUAUUCAAAAGCCUUUUACUUUCCGAGAGAUGAUGAAUCGAGGACUCGGAUCGGGCGGUGGGUCGAGCUCCGGCAAGAAUCAAGGCGGUGAAGCCGUGGUGGAGAUGUUCCCGUCGGGGCUUAGAGUUCUAGUGGUUGACGAUGACCCGACUUGUCUUAUGAUCUUAGAGAGGAUGCUCAGAACUUGUCUCUACGAAGUAACGAAAUGCAACAGAGCAGAGAUGGCAUUGUCUCUGCUCCGGAAGAACAAACAUGGAUUCGAUAUAGUCAUCAGCGACGUUCACAUGCCUGACAUGGACGGCUUCAAGCUCCUUGAACACGUCGGUCUUGAGAUGGACUUGCCUGUUAUCAUGAUGUCCGCGGAUGAUUCAAAGAGUGUGGUUCUAAAGGGGGUGACUCACGGCGCGGUUGACUACCUAAUCAAACCUGUACGCAUGGAGGCGCUCAAGAACAUAUGGCAGCACGUGGUGCGCAAGAGGAGGACCGAGUGGAGCGGCGUGCCUACACAUUCUGGGAGCGUUGAGGAGACUGGCGAGAGGCGGCAGCAGCAGCAACAGAGAGAAGCUGUUUCCCGUGGGGAGGAAGAUGGAGCUGAUGACAACAACUCUUCCUCUGUUAACGAAGGCGGCAACAACAACUGGAGGAAUAGCAGCAGCAGCAGCUCAAGGAAGCGGAAAGAAGAGGAAGGAGGGGAAGAACAAGGUGACGAAGAUGCUUCUAAUCUCAAGAAACCGCGUGUUGUCUGGUCUGUUGAGUUGCAUCAACAGUUUGUUGCUGCUGUUAAUCAGCUCGGCGUCGAAAAGGCGGUUCCUAAGAAGAUCUUGGAGCUGAUGAAUGUCCCUGGACUAACCCGAGAGAACGUAGCCAGCCACCUCCAGAAAUACAGAAUAUAUCUAAGACGGCUUGGAGGAGUGUCACAGCACCAAGGCAGUUUAAACAACUCGUUUAUGACAAGUCAGGACGCUAGCUUUGGUUCUCUUCCGACGCUGAACGGGUUUGAUCUUCAAGCGCUAGCUCAGCUUCCUGCUCAAAGCCUUGCACAGCUACAAGCUGCCGGUUUAGGCCGGCCUGCUGCGAUGAACUCUAAGCCGGGAUUGCAUGUUUCUUCCUCCAUUGUGGACGAGAGAAGCGUCUUCAGCUUUGACAACCCGAAAAUGAACUUGCUUCACGGUGUCCCCACCGGUAUGGAGCCGAGACAGCUUGCGGGGUUACAACAACAUCGAAUGACUAUUCAACAGCAGAUUGCUGCGGUUCGAGCAGGACAUAGCCUUCAGAACAACGGUAUGCGGAUGCCGCUAGCGUCUCAGCCGCAGCAGCCAUUCUCAAGACCACAACAAUCUUCCAUCAGACAGCCAAUGUUACCGAACCGUAGUGGUUUCUCGGGAAGGAGUAGUAUCCCGGAGAGCAGCAGAGUGUUACCUACUACAAGCUACACCAACCUCGCAGCUCAACAACAACACUCGAUGGCCUUCAGCAACUUCCAACAAGAGCUCCCUGUGAAUAGCUUCCCGCUAGCGAGUGCACCAGGCUUAUCUGUUCGGAAACCACACUCUUCUUCUUCUUCUUCUUCUUCUUCUUACAGAGAAGAGUUUAACAGCUCGGAAGCAGGCUUCAGUACGCCUAGCUACGACAUGUUCUCAAGCAGACAGAACGAUUGGGAUCUAAGGAGUAUGCUUUCCCCUCAUCAAGAUUCACAAGCCUACUCUUCUUCCUCCAUGUCAAGAAACAACAACACGGCGGUGGCAGCCACUGAUCAUAGCCGGAACCACCAGCAGACACCGCAGGGUAUGGUCUCGCAUCAUCAGGUUUAUGGAAACGGAGGGGGAAGUUCAGUGAAGGUGAAGUCAGAGACAAUGGGGUUCCACGAGCAGUAUAGUAAUCAAGAAGAUCUUAUGAGCGCACUUCUUAAGCAGGAAGGAAUUGGACCGGUUGAUACAGAGUUCGACUUCGACGCAUAUUCGAUUGAUGAUAUCCCGGUUUGAUUGGAUAAAAAGCUGAUUAAACCGAUCAAGGGACUACUUGGAAGUUGUAUUGUAUCAUUACACGACCAUCCAUCUGCUGAUAACAGUAAAACCUGGUUGGAGGAAUGUUAUAUGAUCUGCAUGAAGUUUUAAAGGCAGAUUAUAUCAGAAGAAUUGUUUUGUAUUACUAAUUAUUUUUUGUUUAUGUUAGGAGUUAAUAUGUUACUCUUCUUCUUGGAGAUUAUUUUGAUCCUUAUUUAAGUACAGAGGCUGUUUAGGGUUUGUGAUA
Molecule: messenger RNA, 2480 nt
Organism: Brassica rapa (field mustard)
Lineage: Eukaryota; Viridiplantae; Streptophyta; Magnoliopsida; Brassicales; Brassicaceae
Product: two-component response regulator ARR1
Biological process (GO): cytokinin-activated signaling pathway; phosphorelay signal transduction system
Molecular function (GO): DNA binding; DNA-binding transcription factor activity
Source: RefSeq, a predicted model, not a curated record